AUGGAGGGUGGGAAUAAAUCCCAAGCCUCCGCCUCCGCCUCUGCUGAGCUCACCUCGGGUCAAGAUGUUGAGGACCUUCAGGGCAAGUUAUCAGAGAUCGAGAAAGCUCUAGCCGAGGCUGUUGGCCGGCGAGCCCAACUGGAACGUUUGUGGACAUCAGUUUUGGAGAAGCUUCGCCCACUACGUGACAGAGUUGCUAGCGCCAAAAUUGCUAGCGCGAUUGUUGCUAGCGCCAGAGGAGCUUGCCGAAGCUUUCCCAAUGAGGGUGAAGCUAGAUCUGUGUUUUUAGUGGUGUCUUUUACUGGCGGCAAAUAUAGUGGAGCAUUAUAUGAAGUAAAAUUUAAUAAAAAAGGAGAAUAUGUUGGUGGAGGAGGAGUUAGUAAUGAACCCCAACCUCUUGAACCCCCACUUCUUGAACCUGUAGCCAAUUUAACCGGUGGUUAUAUUAUUCGGGGUGCGAGGAUUUUCAACCGUGCCAAGUUAUACCUACUUCCAGAGGAAACUAUCGAUGAAAUUUUUGAACUUGAGAAUCCCAAGUCACUGGAUGGGUUUAUGUUUGACACAAGUGCUGGGUCAUUGCUACCUUUGAAGCCCCCUAAAGGUCCUAGGCCAUUUGGAGCUCUUGUUUCUGCGUAUGGGAAACUCUAUUAUCUUGCAUCUCCAAAAUGCGACAGUUCACUUCCGGAGCCGUUCUUUGAGAUGUAUGAUCCUUCUAUUGAUCGAUGGGACGAAGUGCCCUGUUCUUAUCCAUUUAUAUGUGAGUGUUGGGCCGAGUAUUGGGACGAUUUAGAUAUAGUUGGUUAUGUUGUUUGCUAUGGAUUUAUUUUGUUUUCAAUGUGUGACCUCAAUCAAUCCCGUGCCCAAGUCAUGGCUUUUGAUGUAAGUACAAAUAAAUGGCAUCAAGUGGAAGUUGACGGCAUUCCUUUUCAGGGGAGGGGUGUGGUUGUAGGCAAAACUAUCUAUGCCUUAUCUAGUAUGGGGAUUAUGGCAUUCACUGUUAAGAUGGAUGAGGGUGAUGAAGGUUGUACUGCCUGUUCACUAAGCAAACCUUUAAUAUUACCUGGACUGGAGAUUAUUGAUUGGCCAUUUAAAUAUGGUUUGACAGAAUAUUUGGUUCAUUUGGGGAACCAUGAUUUUUGUCAUGUUCAGACUGGCGAGCAGAAAAAUUGUACUGAUCGUCAGUAUAUUUGUAUCACCAUGUUUCAAAUUGUUGUUGGAGAAGGAGGAAGCCAUAUCAAGACCUUAAAUUCAACUAUUUGUGCUGUGGAUGUGAAGGACUCUAUUUCUUUCUCACUCAAUUUCAGCUUCUCACCUGAGAACGAUGAUUUUGAACCAGAAGACGAAAGAAUGAUUGCCAUGAAGCAAGAAAAAAGCCAAGUAGAAAAAAGCCAAGAAAGCCACGAAGGGAAAAGCCAAGCAUAG
Molecule: messenger RNA, 1422 nt
Organism: Prunus armeniaca (apricot)
Lineage: Eukaryota; Viridiplantae; Streptophyta; Magnoliopsida; Rosales; Rosaceae
Source: the annotation of a GenBank genome assembly